UAUCUUCCUGUAAAUAUGAAUUGCCAAAUGCCCCACAAUAUAUGGAGAUCUCGUACAUUUGAGAGAAAAGGCUACCACGAUCGUGAUGCAACUAAUGAGGAUCCGUUUAAUUUUGAUUCCUAUAUUACCUGUCCAAGAAUUAGUUUCUUAGAAAAUGGUCUCUUGCGUAACAAUACAGUGAAGAACUGGCCUGAUUUGAUUGAUUUGGAUGAACACAUUACACUGCCUACACCAUUGCUACCACCUAAUGCUUCUGUAAAAUGUGGAAGAGAUCCUGUUGUACGAAGUGUCAGCAAAAAGGAUGAGCUCAAUCACUUUUUAUUCAAAGAAACUCUUGCACAUGAAUGCAGACUGCUCAUUAGAAACAGCAAAGGUGAAAUUAAUCUAAGUACAUUAAAAAACAAUUGGAAAAAGUUUAUCAAGAGAACUGAAAUUCCUGAACCUGAAAGAAAUUUAGUAACAAUUAUGGACAGAUAUGGAUGUGAUGAACCUCCAACGGAAACAUAUGCAGGUGGAAAUUUAGCUAUUUUGUGGUUGCAAAUGAAAGAUAACUGGAUAUCUGUCACUUAG
This is a messenger RNA of Daphnia pulex (common water flea), 570 nucleotides long. RefSeq lists its product as uncharacterized. NCBI's taxonomy places the organism in Eukaryota, Metazoa, Arthropoda, Branchiopoda, Diplostraca, Daphniidae. The coding region runs from base 16 to 570 and encodes 184 amino acids. The record is from RefSeq and is a predicted model, not a curated record. The transcript has 3 exons.